Paramecium sonneborni is the source of this 1299-nucleotide messenger RNA. NCBI's taxonomy places the organism in Eukaryota, Ciliophora, Oligohymenophorea, Peniculida, Parameciidae. The record is from the annotation of a GenBank genome assembly.
AUGUUUGAUUAAAUUCUAUUUUAAGAGACAGGAGCUCCUGUUUAUCAAUAUGAUAUUAAGAAGUAAGAUAAACUUGGAUAAUUGUUAUAUCGUGAAUUUAAUGAAGGUUAUAAAUUGUAUUUAGAUGAGUAGUAAAUAAAUGAUGUUAUAAAUACUUUUGAGGAAUUUAUAAAGGUGAAUGUUAAUAAUUAAAUAAUGGGUGUAGGUGAGAUAAAGUAAAAUUUUAAAAUGUUAACAAUAUCAAAAUAGAAUGGAAACAAGAAGAAAUAAACAAUAAUUUUAAAAUCUAAUUAUGGUUUGUAAAUUGAGAGUCAGGAUUAAUAUAUAAGUGGUACUAUAUUUAAUUUUUUGGAAUGGAGUUGUAUAGUGGUAUUGAUGAUUACACCAGAUAUGAGUUAUGAAUAUGUAACUCAUUUUAGUAGUUAGGACAAGUAAUAUUAUUCUUUUUAAUUUGAAUUGGGUUAAGCAAAUAAGUAUCUAAUUUUAAACUUAAAUAAAUGUCAUAUAUGUUUUUAUAAUGAGAGUAUAAUAAAAUAUGAGAAAGUGAAAUGUUUAUAGUAUUUAGAAUAUAUAAUUUAAUAAUUACAUUAUACAAAUUAUUCUUCAUUUCAUAGAAUAGAAUUUUAGAAUAUAUUAAAUAAACAAUAAUUCAUGGAUUAGUUUUUAUUGAAAUCUGAUGUAAUCAAGUGGAUUGCAUAGGAUUUUGAAUAUGAAGAUAAUUAAAAUUAUUAGUUAUUUAAGUAAAUAAGAUAUAAUGAGGAAAUCUCAUAUAAGGUUCCUGAGAUUUUUAUAGCUUUAGGAUAGUUGUCAAAAUUAAAGUAUGUUUAUAUUCACAAUUAAUCAAUUGUUGGAGAAUGUUUAUACGGAUAGAUAGAAUUUGGAGAAGAGAUAUUAUUUAUUGAUAUAUCACCAAGUUAACAUUUUGUUUAUUUUUAUGAAUGUGAAUAAGAGCCAGUAUUUAAAUUGUAAUCAUCAAUAUGGAGAUAUAGGAAACCAUUCAUUGAUUAUUAGAUAGAAUUAUUAUAUAAGGAUAAAAAGAAACUUAUAAAUAAGAUAAAAUUGAAGGGUAAGAUUGUUAAAGGAAGAUAUAUUUAUGCAAAGAAAAAUUGUUUAUAUGUGACAUUUUAAGGUGGAAUGAGAAUUGUUUAAUGUGAGAAUUUGACCAUAAAUAGAAUGAUAGGUGAAUAUUCUUAGAGAGAAGAAGUAGAAUUUUAAAGUGAAGAUGGAUAAUGUAUUAUUAAUUUUAUAACCAUUUAAUAAGAUUAAGAAUAUAAGUAUAAAUUUAAAUUUGUUGAUUGA